Messenger RNA from Plasmodium inui San Antonio 1, 3792 nucleotides. Its product is annotated as serine/threonine protein kinase. The transcript is spliced from 9 exons. Gene Ontology annotation, biological process: protein phosphorylation. Lineage: Eukaryota; Apicomplexa; Aconoidasida; Haemosporida; Plasmodiidae. Gene Ontology annotation, molecular function: ATP binding; protein binding; protein kinase activity. The record is from RefSeq and is a predicted model, not a curated record. The coding region runs from base 1 to 3792 and encodes 1263 amino acids.
AUGGGGAACUCCCCAGACAGCAAGCCGAUAAAGGGGCGAGAGUUCAGCACCUACCGCUACAUCGGAGAACUGAAUAGCCAAGGGGUACCAAACGGAAAGGGACUCAUUCUACACAACUCCGGGGAAGCAUUUUAUGGCUUCUUCUCAAAUGGAAAGAAAUAUGGCAUAGGGAUAUACAUAGAUAAAGAUUUAACAAAAUAUAUUUGCAACUGGGUCAAUGAUAAAGUUGACCGGGAGUUAAAAGUCAAGCCCUUGCAUGCAGAGAAGGUCUUUUCCUUUUUUUAUUCCAAUGGGGUUAUCAAAUCGUGCAGAGUUUAUCGGGUUGGCCCCAAACUUGGGCGUAGUUUGGAUGCAGAACCAAAAGGAGGAACUCCAAGAUGGGGGGAACUCCACAGUCCAGACAUAGACAAUGAACCUGAUCGUGCAGAUGUCUAUACUAUCGAGGGUGGUGAUAAAGGAUGUGCCUCCAUCUUACCAGUGAGCAAGCCGAGUUAUGUUUUGCCAUUUGGGAGGAUCCAACAGGGCACAGCUGCAAGUCGACAAAGUGGUCAUCGCGAAGAUGCCAUAGAAAGCUCGCGGAUGGGGCAACUCCAAAUCUCCAUGGAAGACUCGCACGACGAAGCAAACAUCCCAGUGAAUGAACUAACCAAAAAAAGAAGUGACAAACAGUUAAAGGAAGGCGGUACCUGGAAGGACAUAUUCUGCACGUCUUCUGAUUCAUGUAGUCAUUUUAUCCGCCCCCAUUUUGUAAAGUUGGGAAAGAAAAAAAAAUGCUACAGAGACACACAUCAGUCUGGCACCACUCGAAAGGACCUAACGAUUAUCACCCAUACAUCAACAAAAAAAGAUGAAAGAAAAACAAAACAUAUGAUUAAACGAUUAAGCAAAGAGAAUAGCAGUAGUCUUAAGAUAGACCAAUAUGAAUCAUGGUCCAGGAAGGAAGUCGCUCAGUGGCUGUCUCUAUGCAAUGCCCCCAUCAAAUGGAUCACUGCUUUUUACAGAAAUAACGUCACAGGGGAUAGGCUUGACAGGAUAAACAUAGAAAUCAUUAGGAACCAGCUGGGGAUACUCCCAUAUGGACAUGCAAUCAAACUGCUGCAGUUAAUUAAAAACUUACGAAGUCAUCAAACCCAUCAGAGCAAGCAUAAGCUCACACUUGGGGAACCCCCCACCAGUAGUGCCCCCCCUGAAAAAGAGGCAGAAGCCGUGUUCACCAAAAAAAUGCUCCACAAUGGAAAUGCAAUAAACCAAGAAAAGGACCCCAACUCGUGCACCUCGACGACGUCGACCACGUCGACAACGUCUUUCAAUUCCCCCCGUACUUUGAAGGAGGAGGCCUACGGGAAGAGGGAGGAACUAGGAGAAGAGGACGCAGAGGAGGAACAUCAUCAUCAGCAGCAGAAGCGGCACCAUGUGGGUGAGACGAGCGCCCCCAACGAACCCCCAGAACCGCAAACACCAAACGACACGCAGAAGGAUACCAAUAAGAAAAGACGGAAAGAUAAAAAAAAACAAAAAGAACAAUUCAUUCGCAGCUUCCAUAAAAAUUUUUCGCUAAUAAAUGAUUUUGGAGAUACAUUCAAUGGGGGUAGCUCGAGGGCCUAUUCCGGGGCAGAGGGAAAGAACCUUGCCGUAUCCGAUGCCCCAAAGGAGGUCCCGUAUGGUUCCUGCUCCUUGUCAUCCUUUUCUGUUACGAGUCCGUCUGCCCAAUCGAGUCACCCCGAUUUUUCGUCUGAAGGAUCCAUCGAAACCGACGCGUGUCACGUGUCAACUUGCGAAGGAGAGUCCAAAGGGGGGGAUAACUGGAUUAUCGCGUCCUCCCGAAAGUUAGAAUUUUCCUAUACCUCAACUUCCUCCUCUUCCGCGUCCACUUCCCUCGACACUUCCCCCCAUGCUUCCACCUCCUCCGUGUCCUCCUCUUCGUACUGCUCGAACAAGAUGGAUGACGCCCCCUUUUAUGGCCGAAGCCAAAUAAUAAAAUACCCCAGCAACAUAUACCUGAACAACAACUUGGCCUUCUCCUACCUCUACAGCUUUAUAAUACCACACGAAGAUUUAACCUUCCUGCAUCUGAUUCGGAACCAUUAUGAGGUUAGAAGUGGAAGAUGCAAGAAUGUCAGGCAGGGCCAGGGGCAGAUGCAGGGGCAGAAUCUCCUGGCAACGAAUAGCAACCCGAACAAACUUAAAAGCAUGAAGGGCGAUUUAAAAAACGGGAAAACUAUGCAGAGUAGAACCUUUAGGGGCAAGUACUUAGGCAAGGACGUAGCCAUUAAAGUGCUAGUAGGAAGAGUAAAAGAUUUUUUUCAAAUUCACAAAAUUUUUUACAAACUACACCUAUUUGGACAUGGAAACAUUGCUUUAAUGAUGGGAGUGUCCAUUCGAUACCCGUUCGUUUUUAUCAUUUAUGAGUUCUUAAAGAACGGCUGUCUAUUUUCCUAUCUUCAUUGUGCUGGUGGUUAUGUGAAGGACGUGUCGGUGAGGCAGCACGGGGGUGGAGUGAUAGCAGCGCAGGCAAAUGCGAGCAGCAUCAGCAGGGGUGGAGGCAUAUCCGCUCAGAGCCCCGCGGACAACAGUUCCACCUGCGAUAGCUCCCCAGGGUACACCUACCCGAGUGAAAACCCUACGUUCGAAUCAUACAGUGGAAGAAUUACCACUCGGAUGAGAAACAAAUAUAACUCAUUCAAAUCGGAAAAUGACCUAUUCUGUGGUGUCUUCGCACAGGCGAAUGGCGGUCCUACUUCGGGGAGAAGCCGCUCAAUAGCUGCAAACAAUCUUAACUCAUCAGUGAAGAGCCCCUCCAAGGAAAGGAACAUAAACCAGAGCAAAACAAAGGCACACAUCGAAGAAAUAAAUAAAAAAAACGGAAACAAAAAGAAAAAGUUACACACCAAAUUAUUUUUACAAGAUCAAAUUGGACUGCACGAGCCGUACGCGUUUCCCCCGUUUGAGAAAGAGCUCUGUUUGUAUAUAAAAAGACAGAAGAAGAAAAAAAAAAAAAAAAUAUUAUUUAGUUACCCUCAAGCGAAGCUUCAUUUUAACCUGCCCCAGAGCGCCCUCAAAGCGGACAGACGACUAAGUAUCCAACGGAUAUUGAAAAUAACAACCGACGUCACCCUCGCGUGUUCCUACUUGGAAAAGCACCUGAGUCACCACCUGAACCUCAAGCCAACGAACAUCCUCCUGGACGAAGCGCUGAACGCAAAAAUCACCGACUUUGGAAUCUGCGAAAUUGAAAAGUGCCUCGACACGAAUGUCGAUCACUCGUAUGUUGUGCACCCCAACGGCGUAACCACAUUCGAUGCUGUGUUAGCAGACAGGAAAGUACAGAGGAUGGAAUUUUCUAGGAACGACCUCAGCGAUGUUCUGCGUGUUUAUGAUGAUGAGGAUCAGCUGCACCUGUAUAGUAUCGAACGAAUAGUUGCUUCACCGAGCAGUGCUUACCCCUCCGUUUCGUUCUGGACCCCUCCGGAGAUUUUGAGAGGCCAGAGGGGAAGGCCCUUUUACACAGAUGUCUACGCGCUGGGAAUUGUGCUCUGGGAAAUGUUAACCCACAGUGUCCCUUUUAACUACCCAUUCAAGUCCCACCUGGUGGCCUCCGUCGGAUAUGCGAAAGAAGAACUCACCUACGAUAACAUCCCAGAGCCUAUUCAAGGGCUGAUAAAAUCCUGUGUCCACAGAAACAUGUACAGAAGACCCACCUUUGGACACAUCCUAGCGGAGCUAUCCCGGCUAUAUGAAAAAGCAAAUACAAAAGCUGAGGAUGCUCUCAUGUCCUUCAUGGAUGGAGCAUAA